UCGUCAGAGGUCCUGGCUGCAGUUCCCCCACAUGCCUGCAGAUGGAGCCAGAGCUUCCUUUACCAGCACCAACCAGGCACCAGCAGCGGGAGCUGCUCAGUAGGCAGCAGCAAGUGCAGCCAAGACGAGCGGGCUCUGCGCUGCUUCGUGAGGGAACACCGCACUGAUGAGGGGACCGUCGCUGAGAACCGUCUCACAUCACUCCCGGUUAUUACCGUGACACAUCCAUCAACGCGUCGUUCCGCCUUCCGCCGGGGAUUUCACCGCCGCUGAGAAGAGGUCUGUCUUUCGGAGGACGCGCUUGUUUUCUUUUUCCUCCGGGAGGCUGAAUGGAAGCAGCAGCCGAGGGAGCGGUCGGACUGUCGGAGGCCGGGGAAGGGAGCCCUCUAUCCGGGGCCACGGCAUCCGAUGAUGGGGAGACGGUUGUGGGAGUCAGUUACGGGAUGGACGCCGCAGACAUGGAUGCAGCUGCCAGGAAAGCCUUCAUCACAGAGAUGCCCUCAUCUUCAGGCCAGCCUGGCCAAGGAAAGAAGAUCGGCCACAGAGGGGUGGAUGCAUCAGGAGAAACUACGUACAAGAAGACCACAUCAUCAGCGUUGAAAGGUGCCAUCCAGUUGGGAAUCGGUUACACAGUCGGCAACUUGAGCUCCAAGCCGGAGAGAGAUGUGUUGAUGCAAGAUUUCUACGUGGUGGAAAGCAUCUUUUUCCCCAGUGAAGGGAGCAACCUCACUCCAGCCCAUCAUUUCCCAGACUUCCGCUUUAAGACGUACGCUCCUGUGGCCUUCCGCUACUUCAGAGAACUGUUCGGCAUCAGGCCGGACGACUACCUGUACUCCCUCUGUAACGAGCCCCUGAUCGAGCUGUCCAACCCCGGAGCGAGCGGCUCCGUCUUCUACCUUACGAAGGACGACGAGUUCAUCAUCAAAACCGUGAUGCACAAGGAGGCUGAGUUCUUACAGAAGCUGCUGCCUGGAUACUACAUGAACUUGAAUCAGAACCCUCGUACGUUGCUGCCCAAGUUUUUCGGCCUCUACUGCGUCCAGUCGGGCGGGAAGAACAUCCGCGUGGUUGUCAUGAACAAUGUGCUGCCCCGCGUGGUCCGCAUGCACCUCAAAUACGACCUGAAGGGCUCCACCUACAAGAGGCGAGCGUCCAAGAAGGAGAGGGAGAAGGCCAGGCCCACGUUCAAAGACCUGGACUUCAUGCAGGACAUGCCGGACGGACUGAUGCUGGACCAGGACACGUACAACGCCAUGGUUAAAACUCUACAGAGAGACUGUCUGGUGCUGGAAAGCUUUAAGAUCAUGGACUACAGCUUGCUGCUCGGGGUCCACAACAUGGACCAGGCGGAGAGGGAGAGGCAGCUGGAGGGGUCACAGGGCGGCAGCGACGAGAAGAGGCCCGUGGCCCAGCAGAAAGCCCUCUACUCCACCGCCAUGGAGUCCAUCCAGGGCGGCGCCGCCUGUGGAGGGUCCAUCGACACAGACGACACGAUGGGUGGCAUUCCGGCAGUAAACGGAAAAGGAGAAAGGCUUCUUCUCUACAUCGGAAUCAUCGAUAUUUUACAAUCCUACAGGCUAAUAAAGAAACUGGAGCACACGUGGAAGGCUUUGGUUCAUGACGGGGACACCGUGUCGGUCCACCGACCGGGUUUCUACGCCGACAGGUUCUUCAAGUUCAUGAGCAGCACGGUGUUCAAGAAGAGCUCAUCUCUGAAGUCCUCUCCGUCUAAGAAGGGUCGCGUGUCGUUGUCGGUGCCUAAAUGCGCCGGGCCUGGUUCGGCGUGGUCCGCCAGCCAGCUCGCCUCUGAGAGGGACGAGAACAUCUACGACCUGAGAGGAGCCCGCAGCUUCCCAACGCUGGAGGACGAAGGUCGACCGGAUCUUCUUCCGUGUACGCCCCCGUCGUUCGAGGAAGCCACCACGGCGUCGAUCGCCACCACUCUUUCGUCCACAACGUCUUUGUCCAUCCCCGAAAGAUCUCCGUCUGACACGGCAGAGCAUCCGCGCUACAGGAGGCACACCCAGUCUCUCAGCCACGACGGAAGGACCCAGGAGGAGCUGCGUGUGCGCGAGGAGGACCAGCAGACCAUCACAGUGGAGGUGGAGCUGAAGAGACACGACAGCGAGCCGACCAUCUCCGUCCCGCAGCACUCACCUGAAGCCAGUGAGCCUCAAGCCGCAGCCGUCGCAGAAGAGGCCACGGCGCCCUCUUCUGCAGUGGCGUCAGCAGUAGCGUCCUCCUCUGCCCCGGCCGCCGCUCCGGCUCCACCAGAGCCGGCCGAGGAAGCCCCGCCCAGGCCCGAGGUGGUGGUGGUGGAGCCUGACGGGGCCAGCCUGAUGUCCGGAUCGGGCUGCACCAGCCAGGCUUCGGUCGACGAUGACGACGACGUGCCAGUCUCAGAUAUCUACUUUCCUCCAGAGGACAGGACCUGGGUGUACUCUCCGCUACACUAUGGCUCAGAGUGUAAGACCCUGCCAGAUGGGGAUUGGGAAAGAGAGACAUAAACCCUGUUUUUGUGGUGGAGAGAGAGACGGAGAGAGAGAGAAAGAGGGGAGUGAACGUCUCAGAAGAGAAGACUCAUCAGUCUGAAGUCCAGACGGCAAUAGCAGAAGCACGAUCUCUGCGUGCAGCAGGAUUGUAAGCAUAUCCGGAGGGAAAAGUGACUUGAACACCUGAGGAGCGAGAAAAAAAAGAACAAAAAACACCUGACAGUGAUGACUUCACUGAUGUCCAACCAUCCCUGCCUUUCACCCUCGACAGAUGAAAUUUAUUAUAUCGAUUUAAGGAUUUAUCUCUGUAUAUGUGUGACAUAGUCUGUGAAAGGCUGUAGUAGUAUAUGUUUGACAUACAUGCAACACCUCUUCUGAAUCGGCCCCUCUUAACAGACUUUAAACAGAUUUUCUCACUGAAUCUACAGAGGCUGGGAGGUUUUGGAAACAUUUGAAACCUACUUUGUUUACAUAUCCGUACUUCUAUGUCCUGAUGCAUUUAGGCAUCCACAGGUAUACAAUACAGCUAAUUAGUUAGGCACAGGUUUUGUAAAGACAAGUGUGAAGAAGGCAGGUUACAAAUUUCAGGGGUUCACCUUUAAGAAGUGCUCUCUUCAAACACCAGUUUUACAGUUGAGUCAACAUUGUUGGGUCUUAACAGAUUUAAUGCGCUCUUUCCAGCAAUGUCGCCAUUUUUUUUUUAUGUCCGAGGGUGAGGGUCAUUUCACCGUUUUGCAUGUUAAUUUGCACCUGCCGGAGGAUGCUUCGAACCGAUGAUUAAAGGUCAUUUUCUGGACGGCUCAGCAACCUCUGCACUCUAAAGAGCCAGUUUUGCUCCCUGAUUAAUUUUGCUUAUUAGGGUGACAAAACCUAACUCGUCCUCUAAUAGAUGGCUCAUCGAGUUUUGCACCUGCAAUAUUAAAUUUUUAGGUUGCAAGACACCCUUCUAAAAAGAGAAAAAUGAUCAGUUUUCCUGAACGUAACAUUUGACAAUAAUGGAAAUAGAGAAAGAAGAAAAAUAGUUUGAGACCAAACGACAAAAAAAAUAGAACUAAUAAAUAAAAUGAAAUCUUUCUGUUACCUUUAUAUUUAAAAACUUUCAAUUACCGCAACACCAAAGUUACUAAGAGCCACUUUGGAGAACAUAGAGAGCCAUAAAUUGGACGAGCCCCGGUAUGCCUUGAGGAAAACUGCGUGACUCCGAUAGUGAAAUAUCUACCAAAAGGAGGAGGUCACUUAAAAUUAUUUUUGAUUAGAUCAGGGAGUCAUAAUCUGUGAUUUAUUAGAAGAGUGAACUGGGCCAAACAAACAUCAGAACCACAGUCAAUCUAACUAGAGCUCAUACUAUGGAAAACCAACCAACCAACCUUGCCAAUGCAGGUUCCUACAAAGGCAAGAGAUGGGAAUUAAACCAUAGUUUCUGUCAAAGAUUAGACCUGUCCUUAUAUAACCUCAAGAGGCUGCAGAAGUCCAUUUCACUGCAUUUUUCCCCGCAUUUUGUCUUAACCAAAAAUUUUACUUAGAUAGUAUUUGAUAUAUGUCUGUUGCAUAUUGUGUAGUGGAAGGUAAAUUGAUACAUGAUUUAGAAAAUAUCGUUCAAAUAACAGUCUGGAAAUCGUGGCGUGCAUAUGAGUCUAGCUCCGUGUAAUCAGUCGUUCAACUAACAUGUUAACAAAGCCCAUCUGUGUGUAAUUUAACCUUUAAUCUCAGUGUACAUACUUUUGCAAGGUACUGCCAAAAAAAGUCCUCAUUAGAUCAAACAAAGAAAACAACCAUCUCCAAAUGGUGAACUGCAUAAGUGCAUCGUCACACGAUGGAAGGUUUCCAAGCGAAGCGGUUCUUAAGUCGACCGCAGCCUCGUGUCCAUCCAAGUGCACCAGCUGAGAGCCUCUUUAACUCCACAUGUUGCGGCGGGGUUAAAAUGAUGUAAACUCGAAACAGAUUUGAGAGAAUUCAGUGAGAAAACCUGUAGGGCUCCGCAUCGAAGCCAUCAGCAGCACAUUUCUGUCAUCCGCACAUUCCCAGAAGAGAAAAAUAUGCAGCGUAGUUUAAUAAGAGAAGGAGCAAAACGGGAGGUUUAGCUAAAAAUCUUGGUGAAUUUACACAAUAGAUGUAAUUUAUACUUAAUUUAUAAUAGUUUCUCCGUAUCUUUCUUUAAGUGUUUUCCACUUUUCCCGUAGUGGGGGGGGCGGUUUCCAUUACAAAAAGCUUUCUUAAAUGCACCCAAAGAGCUUUUAUUUUUGCCAUUUAAUUGCAGUGUUAGUACAUUUUUCAGUACGCUGAAGCAAACGGGAAUUUUUCUUCCACACAGCUGACGUCAAUCGCCACAUGGAAACUACAGACAUUGUCAUAAGAGGAUUUUUUUAUGAACUCCAUUGGAGUGUCUUCCAGUUGGAGCCCCACCUUUUGGACAAAUGCACAACAAAAAAAAAAGAUUCAGAGUUCGAACGGCGGAUGACGGGGGUAAAUAUCAGUGACAUUGUUCCUCUUAGCAAUCCCCUCCUCGCAUCAGAAACCCACCAAGUGAACGGUUUAGACGUUUUGUAGUUGUAGACUAUCAGUUGUAGUAUUUGCAGUCAAUAUUGUAGCUGUUAUCUGUAUAUUUGGAUGAAUGCACUACAUUGCCGUGUUGACGCAGUUUGUGAAUGAGCUAAACUUUGUUUGCACUUAAUACGGGGACCUGAAUGAUGAACCAGUGAUAGAGGCCAAAUAAAACAUGCACACAUUACGCAGAAGUCAUCCAGGUGAAUCUCAGUAAAUCAGAACGUCGUCAAAGAUUUUGUUUUUGUACAUUUUGAAAUGUACUGCAAACAUGUAUUUUUCUGUUUAAAUUUGAAGGUUGUGGUUCGCAGAUAUGAGAGAAAAACAAAAAACAAAAUCCAGUUUCUGUAAAUUCUACAGAAAGGGACACAAGAUCCUAUAAUGCAGAUGACCUGAAGGCCUUUAUGAAAUGCAUCUAUCACACAUCCGCAGAGCCAGGGGUUGAUCGUUUCCAUGCCACGCCGCACUGAUGCAGUAACUUUUGCAAAGAAAACCUUUGCAUUUCAUUCCUACAUGCUGUUCGGUUGGGCAUCAAAUGCUUUAUUUUUCUUUUAGUCAUACAUAACUUCCUUACUGAACUUUGAGUUUUCAUUAGCUGUAGCCCAUAAUCAUCAAAAUUACCACAAAUAAACACAUGAGAUACAUCAUUGUGCGUGUAAUGAACCCAUUUACUACACGAAAGUCACAGCUUGAAUAAAUGAACCAUAAUGUUCCGAUUUACUGAGAUGCACUUGUAGUUGUUUUUUUUUUUUCUUUCUCUCACACAGAUGCUGACAUUUAUUUUACCACUGUGUGUGUGUGUGUGUGUGUUUAUCAUUUUAAAUGUUAGUGUCUGCUGUAGGGUCUGUGCUUCACAUCUUUGGGUUUCAACUAAAAACAUUUGUGCAAACUCAAGAGCGACUUCCUUCCUUCAGUCAGUUUCUACAUGCACUCGUGAGCGUAAAGGAGGACCCAUCAACGUCUGCCAUGCAAAAUAGAAAUCAGUUUGUUCUCAUGAUGUGCAGUGGCCAGUUAUCAGUUUGCUGUUCAUCAGAUGAAGACCAUAGCAGCAUUUUUAUUUUUGUACAGUCUGUUGUUUGUUUUUUCGCCUUAUUGGAAAGUUUUACACGUGGGUCUAUUGUUUAUAUAUAUCUUUUUUUUCCCCACCUGUAUUCAUGUAUUUAUUUUCUUUUCCUUCCUCAUUGCUGUUUUCUUGAGAAUAUGUACAUAAAUCUAUAAAUACAUAUAUAAAGAUAUACAAAUAUAUUUUCCAUUGGAAUCGGAGAAUCUUAUUUUUAUUUGGUUUUAUUUUUGCUGAUGGUUAAGAAGCGAUUGCAUGGCUGCAAUCUGCAUAAUUUAAACCACAUUCUUCAGUGUGUCUGUUCAGCUGCAGCUGCUGUACAUCUAUGGCGUGUAAACCCCACAGCUGUUCCUUUGUAUGAUUUCUGAAACUGAAAGACUUGUGGGUUUUUAUCUUACAUGCAAAUCGAUUAGGGAUUCUUCCAACUGUUCAGCCGUGUUGUGUUCUCAAAUCGCCGUGUGCCCUCGUCCAAUAGGGAGAGUCCGUUGCAGAAGACAUAGCAUGAUUUCACAAAUAAAUAUGCAUAUCAGAAACGUGUAUUUUAUGUAUAUCUGUGUACAUUCAUCUAUUUAUAUAUGGGAGUAAAUAGAUGGCUGUGUGUGUGUGUGUGUGUGUUUGGAUUCAAUCAGAAUGAAUAUGAAAUAAAGCAGUUCUAUGAAUUGUC
This is a messenger RNA of Xiphophorus maculatus (southern platyfish), 6757 nucleotides long. RefSeq names its product phosphatidylinositol-4-phosphate 5-kinase type 1 gamma (gene pip5k1ca). NCBI's taxonomy places the organism in Eukaryota, Metazoa, Chordata, Actinopteri, Cyprinodontiformes, Poeciliidae. The transcript has 18 exons. The record is from RefSeq and is a predicted model, not a curated record. Gene Ontology annotation, molecular function: phosphatidylinositol kinase activity. Gene Ontology annotation, biological process: phosphatidylinositol metabolic process. Bases 330 to 2507 code for a protein of 725 amino acids.